AUGGCGUCCCUGAAAUUUCCGUCGGAGAUUCUCGCCGUCUUCGUCAUAAUCUCCGUGAUUCUAUUGCCGAUUGCUCAUUCGCAAUCGACUUCGCCAGCUCCCGCACCCACCAGCGAUGGAACAUCGAUAGAUCAGGGGAUAGCGUAUGUUCUAAUGAUGGUGGCUUUGGCGUUGACUUAUUUCAUUCAUUGA
Arabis nemorensis is the source of this 192-nucleotide messenger RNA. NCBI's taxonomy places the organism in Eukaryota, Viridiplantae, Streptophyta, Magnoliopsida, Brassicales, Brassicaceae. The record is from the annotation of a GenBank genome assembly.